UCUCCUUCUCAGGCUGUGCUGUGCAGAUGUUUCUCUCCUUUGCCAUGGGAGCCACAGAGUGUGUGCUCCUGGGCAUGAUGGCGUUUGAUCGCUAUGUGGCCAUCUGCAACCCCCUGAGAUACCCUGUGGUCAUGAGCAAGGCUGCCUAUGUGCCCAUGGCUGCCAGUUCCUGGUUGGCUGGAGGAGUCAACUCCUUGGUACAGAUCUCUCUCGCAGUACAGUUGCCUUUCUGUGGGGACAAUGUCAUCAACCAUUUCACCUGUGAGAUCCUGGCAGUUCUAAAGCUGGCCUGUGCUGACAUCUCCAUCAAUGUCAUCAGCAUGGGGGUGGCCAAUGUGAUCUUCCUGGGGGUCCCAGUUCUGUUCAUCUUUGUCUCCUACAUCUUUAUACUCUCCACCAUCCUGAGGAUCCCCUCGGCUGAGGGGAGGAAGAAGGCCUUCUCUACCUGCUCUGCGCAUCUCACUGUG
Messenger RNA from Nannospalax galili (Upper Galilee mountains blind mole rat), 467 nucleotides. Its product is annotated as olfactory receptor 13C7-like. The annotation marks the transcript as partial. Gene Ontology annotation, cellular component: membrane. The record is from RefSeq and is a predicted model, not a curated record. Gene Ontology annotation, molecular function: G protein-coupled receptor activity; olfactory receptor activity. The transcript has a single exon. Gene Ontology annotation, biological process: G protein-coupled receptor signaling pathway. NCBI's taxonomy places the organism in Eukaryota, Metazoa, Chordata, Mammalia, Rodentia, Spalacidae.